UGAACAAUGCUAACAACAAAACACAAGUCCAUUUAUGUCAUAUUCUCAACUUCAAUUCAAAAUUCAUUAAAUUCUAUCCAAGAUAACUUCUAAGAAACUUCAUAUCAAGGACUGCUUGAUCUAUAAAACACCAGAAUCUCUCUCUUUUGAUCCAUAUCCUUCACAAUUUUGAUCCUUAUAAUUUCUUCAAUCUAAAAAAAAAACAUUAUGGGAGUCACAACCUUUACAAAUGAGUACUCUUCGUCUGUCUCGCCGUCGCGCAUGUUUACGGCUUUGAUCAUAGACUCCAGAAAUUUGAUUCCAAAGCUCUUGCCAAAGUUUGUGAAAGAUGUGAAUGUAAUCCAAGGAGAUGGAGGAGCUGGAAGCAUUGAACAAGUCAACUUCAAUGAAGGUAGUCCCUUCAAAUAUCUGAAACAAAAGAUUGAUGUACUUGAUAAGGAGAAUUUGAUUUGCAAAUACACAAUGAUUGAAGGGGAUCCAUUAGGGGACAAGCUUGAAUCUAUUACUUAUGAGGUGAAGUUUGAGGGUAGAAAUGAUGGAGGUUGUGUAUGUAAAAUGGCAAGCAGUUACAAAACCAUUGGAGAUUUUGAUGUUGAUGAGGAAGAUGUAAAGGAAGGAAGAGAAAGCACCCUUGGAAUUUACAAAGUUGUGGAGUCUUAUCUGCUGGAAAAUCCACAAGUCUAUGCUUGAUUCUUUAUUUAUUACAUAUCACAUGUAUCAUAGAUGAUAUUCAAAUUUAUAUUUGUUUUUAUUUUAUUUUGUGCAACCAUAUUAUAGGGGCGUUUAGAAUGGUUGCUAAGAGUUGAAUUCCUUAAUAAGUCUUUAAGAUAUUUGUGGCCAUAGAUGGCUAGAGAAUAGUGGUUUGGCAUAUAUAUUUGUACAAUAAGUUGGAAACUAUAUAUUGAACAUUUCAAUAUAAGAGCUUUUAAUUUUACUUUUUUA
Molecule: messenger RNA, 942 nt
Organism: Lathyrus oleraceus (garden pea)
Lineage: Eukaryota; Viridiplantae; Streptophyta; Magnoliopsida; Fabales; Fabaceae
Product: pathogenesis-related protein STH-2
Exons: 2
Coding region: 208-690 (160 amino acids)
Biological process (GO): abscisic acid-activated signaling pathway; defense response
Cellular component (GO): cytoplasm; nucleus
Molecular function (GO): signaling receptor activity; abscisic acid binding; protein phosphatase inhibitor activity
Source: RefSeq, a predicted model, not a curated record